Thelazia callipaeda (thelaziosis nematode) is the source of this 306-nucleotide messenger RNA. The record is from the annotation of a GenBank genome assembly. NCBI's taxonomy places the organism in Eukaryota, Metazoa, Nematoda, Chromadorea, Rhabditida, Thelaziidae.
AUGUCAGAAUCGAACAGCCUGAUAGACUUAGCUAUUAUCAACGAUGAAAUGCCAGAAAGAACAGAAUCAAACAUUAGUGAUAAGUUAACAAUAAUGACAGCAAAGCGUGGCGCAGAUGCAAAAAGUUACUGCCCGCGCUGUCUUAGUGGAAUUUUACAGCAACCUUUGAGCAAGCAGAAAUCAUCUCAGAAGAUAUUGUUGCCUGCAAAGAAUAUGAUUUCCGAGUACACAUUAAUGGAAUCAGUUUCAUCCAUGGUAGAGAAGUAUGAAGGACGAUCACGUAUUGAAAGUGAACGUGGUCACUGA